This is a messenger RNA of Rhipicephalus microplus (southern cattle tick), 1446 nucleotides long. RefSeq names its product low choriolytic enzyme. The record is from RefSeq and is a predicted model, not a curated record. Gene Ontology annotation, molecular function: metalloendopeptidase activity; zinc ion binding. NCBI's taxonomy places the organism in Eukaryota, Metazoa, Arthropoda, Arachnida, Ixodida, Ixodidae. Gene Ontology annotation, biological process: proteolysis.
AUGGCCUGGUACCCAUUAGAGCUGCAGUUUUUCAAGGGCCGUUGUGCUUCCAAUGUCGGAAUGCAGGGUGGAGAGCAGACGGUGGCGCUAGACCCACGCUUGUGCAUGGGAUUGGGUCAGGUGGCGCACGAGUUCUUGCACGCGCUCGGCUUCUUCCACGAGCAUAGCCGGCCCGACAGGGACCAAUACGUUGACGUAGUCUGGGAUAAUAUCAUCGAGGCCUCCAACGAGAGUUUCUGGCUGAAAAGUGAGACGGAGGCAGACACGCUUGGCGAGGCGUACGACUACGAGUCCGUCAUGCAUUAUCCGCAUAACGCUUUCAGUAAGCCUGGGGUGGUAUCCACGCUGUUGCCUAAGAGGCCGGAAGUACAACCGGAGAGCCUCGGCAAAGCCUACAGAGAAGACUUCCUUACGGAUACGGAUAUCAAAAAACUCCACGUGCUUUACACCUGUGGCAAAGAGUUCACCAAGCAGUAGCCAUGACUUCUUACUAUUAUGUGGAACUACGCGUAACCUAAAUUAAUGCUGGCUGUCUUUUUGAAUGCGACUGCCGUUUUGUGAAGCAUUGUAUUUGAAGGUAUGCUGACAUGCGAUGGAUGGGUUUUUGUGCGUCCCUUCUGGUAGAAGAUCUGUAAAACAACUGUACAUCACCCGGCGUUCAGAACAGCUGCACUGUAGGUGACGCAAGCAAUACCUCCGCUUACCUUCUCGGAUUUCCAGGCUCCUGUCAAGAAGCAAGGUUCUCCGGCACUAGCGACAAAACUUAUAUUGAAGGCGCUAUGCAUGUUUCCAUUUCAAUUACACCAACUAGAUCUUUGAACCAUUCUAGCUGGUAUAUAUAUUACUCAUUAUGAUAUUGCGGAGAUUUCUAUUCUUCGAGAUGCAAGGCGAUAUUCGUAGUGAGUGCUGUAUUGAAGGAUAAUUUUUGUUUAAUUAUUUUUACAAAACUGGCAAGAGCUGCGCCCUGUGACCAUUAGCCUUUUUUGUUCUCUUAUAAAAAGAUAAGAGCCUCUUUCUCCAUUCUUACUCGAAAAGCCACGUCAUUAGCUCUUCAUGAAUUGAAACAAAAUGGUACAGCCAAAUGUUAUCGUCAUAUAUUACACAAUUGCUCUUUAUUGCGUUCAAGACGGAAAACAACUUCAGCUCGUCAUUUCAAAGUGCUCCAAAAAAUGCAGUUUCUUAGUGAAGACUAUAAAUGCCUUGUGUAUUGCAACGGAGAGCGAUGCAGCCAAGCUUAGAGAUACGUUCCAGCUCGUAAGUAUACUCUAGAAAUCGUAGUUUUGGGCGAGAUCUCGCGGCACCAAUUUUAAGCACGAUUCGAAUAGCUGUUCUUACUUUCAACUUGCAUGUGCAUUAUAAGUGUUUUCGACAUGGGUUUUUACUGGUGAAUAUUUUUUUUCAGCGUACGUUACAUUAAAGAGUGAAAUGCCGUCGCGAGAAUAGCAA